This is a messenger RNA of Astyanax mexicanus (Mexican tetra), 3995 nucleotides long. RefSeq names its product cramped chromatin regulator homolog 1 (gene cramp1). Gene Ontology annotation, molecular function: chromatin binding. The transcript is spliced from 20 exons. The coding region runs from base 369 to 3815 and encodes 1148 amino acids. The record is from RefSeq and is a predicted model, not a curated record. Gene Ontology annotation, cellular component: nucleus. Gene Ontology annotation, biological process: pattern specification process. NCBI's taxonomy places the organism in Eukaryota, Metazoa, Chordata, Actinopteri, Characiformes, Acestrorhamphidae.
AAACACCAUCAUUCAAGUUAUGAUGACGUAGGUUGUUAGCUGCUAGUUCCAGCAAAGUCCAGCUUUGGGAGCGAGUGAGCGUUGAUCGCGCGCUGGCUUAAAGCGCGGAGCAAGUAAAAAAAUCUACCGAUCUGACUGGUCUUUUCGCUUUUUUAACUCGUAAAUACGCUGUUAAAACACUAGUUGGACUUGCUGCCGUUUCCCCGGGAUUGGAGCUCGCUGUAGCAGUCGAGCUGCUACUCAGUCAGUUCGAGCAGCAGCAGCAGCGGUGAGGAGGAGAAGGACGAGCCUAAGCGAGCCUACUCUCAUUUUCGGGGUUUGAAUAUGUUUAAAACGGCUGCGUGCUGGUCUCCAACAUUUUCGGACUCAUGGUGAAGAGAAAGAAGACCUCGUCCUCUGCCGAAGAGCCGGAGAACGGCAUGACAGUGGGCAGUGGGGCUGCCUCGGGAGCCGACGAAGCCAGCAAAGCGAGCCGAAAGCCGGAGGGCGGCGAGGAUGAGGAGAGCGCCGCCGAGCAGCAGCAGCCGAGCACAAAGAGGGACGGAGAGGAGGAAACGCUCCUGUCCUCCUCCUCCGCCGUUCAGCCCGGUUCGGCUCCCGCUGGUCCUUCUUCCUCCUCUUCGUCCUCCCCGCCGAACCCGAGCCUCGGUUCGCCCCCACACGGCCAGGACCAGCACCAUUUCCUCCGCUCCAGCGUGAGACCUCCGAGCAAGCGAAUACGAAAAGAGCUGAGCGCCCCGGCCGUGAACGGGCACAGCGGGGCGAGAGCGAGAGGGGGUGAUGCGGUCCCUGCUGUAACUACGACAAGCCAUGCAGGCACUGGAGGCGGCAGCUCUGGGGCUGGAGGGACUUCUAAGUCGGCUCCCAGGAACCAGGGACCAGUUGAGAAAGAUGAAGGGGGCAACCAGAAGCGUGCAAGGAGACAGUGGGAGUCCUGGAGUGCCGAGGACAAGAACAGUUUCUUUGAAGGGCUAUAUGAGCAUGGGAAGGACUUUGAGGCCAUUCAGAAUAACAUUGCUCUGAAGUACAAGAAGAAAGGCAAGCCAGCCAGUAUAGUGAAAAACAAGGAGCAGGUUCGCCACUUCUAUUACAGGACCUGGCACAAGAUCUCCAAACACAUCGAUUUUAAUAACGCGUAUUCUCGUGUGCUAAAGAAGUCUUCCCAGGAGCUUUAUGGGCUCAUAUGCUAUGCUGAGCUCAGAAAGAAGGUUGGAGGCUUAAUGGAUGACAAGAAUGUUGCCAAACUGAAUGAACUGAUACAGCAGGGGGCCACCACGGUUCGCUUUAAAGGCAGGAACCUGAGGAUCAAAGCCCCCAUGUGUCGUGCACUGAAGAAACUAUGUGACCCAGAUGGAGUGAGUGAUGAGGAGGACCAAAAGCCGGUUCGGUUGCCGCUGAAGGUUGCUGUGGAGCUGCAGCCACGUAGUAACCACUCGUGGACUCGAGUUCAAAGUCUGGCCCAUAAUCCUCGUCUCAGGAUGGUAGUCGAGUUGCACAGGAAGGUGUCCAGUCUUAUUGAGUUCCUGAAACAGAAGUGGGCAAUUCAAGACCAGCGAAUUCUUAAGAGCCUGGCGGAGCGGGAGGCACUAGCGGGUGUAACCCCACCUGGCGAGGCUGAGGAUUUAUUCCUGUAUCCAGCAGAGAACAGCACCCUCAUCGCGUUGCCAGGGAUUGCACGUGUUGUACACUCCAAAGCCUCCUGCACAGUGCACUGGCAAGAGAGUGGGCGUGGCCGUCCUGGUGUGAGAGACCUUCCUGCUGCCCACAUCCUUGGCAUCCAGCCCGUCCGAGGCACAGGGAAACCUGGCAAGGGUGUCUCGGGAUGUGGAGACUCAAAAAGAGUUGAUGGACAAGCUCUUGAGGGUUCAGAUGGCAGCAUGUCAAUGGCAGCAGCAGAGAGCAAUGCAACAACCCCCACCCAAAACACUAAUGCCCCUACUUCCAUCACUCCAUCCAUCGCUCCAUCUGCAACGUCGCCUGCUUCAUCAUCUCCUUGCCCAGCACCGGAGGUCAGUGGGUCAGCAACUGGUGAUUCAACAACAGGAACGUCUCAGACCCAAAUGGAGUCUAUUGAGAGAACUAAAGAGACAGUCAGUCCAGGAGAUUCCAUCCCCACAGACCAAAGCAAAGAGGAGUCUGCACUGGUAGGUGGAGUUACCGCAGAUGGAGCCCCACCUUCCACUUCAGAGCCCUCAGGGCGUGUUGAGGAAGCAGCUGGGAGUGGAAGCUCCACACAGCACAUUCGUGAGGAAGGCUGGAGCUCUCAGAGCUCUGAGAAUGUAACGCUGGCCGAACUCUACCUCAUGCUGGGCAAGCCGGGGAAGCUGCAGCUAGAAUACGAGUGGCAGCCCAAGCCGCGCCCUUCAGUUCUGCCCACCACCCAUCGUGUGCUUCACUGUCUUCUCAGACUUGUGUCAUCAGAGGUCAAUCCCAAACCGGCCCCAGAUGUGUGUUCAGUUGGAACAUCUCCGGUAAAGCCAGGCCAGGAGGAGCAGUCUUUGACCCCUCCAGGCAAAGCUCAGGCCGGGGGAACUCGCAGCCCCAGCUGCAGCCGGCAGCAACACGCAGCACGCUCCAAAAUCCUGCCUAACGCAGCCAGCGCAGGUGGACGGAAUCUGCCACGCUCUCUGUUGGUCACCGGAGGCGAAGGUGAUGGGGGCGUGUUCGCUGUUCCGACAACUCUGCCUCCCAACAGCUCUCGGCACUUACGAAUGUUCUCUCCCAAUAAAGAAGCAGAGCUUGCCUUCCGGCAGCAGCUGGAUUCAAUCAGUUCAGAUAUUUUUCUAACCAAGCAAAGAAAGGUGGGAAGAGGACGUCCACUGAGGAAGCCACUUGUUGUGCAGAGAACUUUACUUCCUCGAACAACAGGAGACACCUCCCAACACGUGUGUUCCUUCUCGAUUCUCUCCAACUCAUCAGCUACUGGCACUGGUUCUUUCCGACCAAUCCAAACUCGUCUCCCAUCAGCUCGUUCCCUUCCCCUCAAAGCCACGUCUACUUCAGUAAACCCCACUUCUUCCACUCAACUUUCUAGUGCAAUUGACCUGGCUGCAAAGUCUGCAGGCAUUAUUCCAGGAAGCCCAUGUCGAGGGGUGGAACCCCCUGCUCUGCAGUCCAGCAUCAUGGAGCAUGAAGACACCAUGCCACCCGUGGCUGCUGAACCUGAACCUGAACUAAUUCAGCAGGAGCCAAAGGGUUCUCUGCAAAACGGUGUUUCUCCACCAUCCCCAGGGGGUGGUGACUCCCUUUUGGCACCUCCCAGCGUUGCGUCACUGUUGGACAUUUCUUUACCGGGUCCACCAGAUGAAUCCCUGCCUCCUGGAGAGCCUCACAGUCAUAUCAGUGACUCCAUUAUCGAGCUCGCCAUCAAUUCUGCUCAUUAUGGUGAUGGAUCAUCUCUUUCUCCUCCAAAGCUCAAUGGCAGUGACAGGUCUAAGCUCCUCCCCUCACCCAGUGACAGCCCCGCCCAUAGCUGGCUGCCCUCUCCUACACAUGACCCCCAGUGGUACCCCAGUGACUCCAGUGACUCAACUCUGGGCUGCCUGCUCUCAAGUCUGGUGUCUCCUGAUAAGACUCGUAGGACUGUCCUGCCCCCUGUGGGGCCCUCCAGUGGUACAGCCUUGCUUGGCCCUAGCCUACUGGACAGCAACUCCCAUGAUUCUUUUCAGGCUCGUGGAUUGCCUGAUGUAGUUGAGGUGGAUACUCAACUCGCCUGCAUGAUGAGUGAGAGCAGCGUUGACUACAUCGCCCGCUUCAAUGACCUUGCCCACGAGUUAGCCGUCUCUGAGCCGAGCCUUCCUCCUCCAGGGGUCUGACCUGAAGAAGCUGGGGGUUCGGUCCCCUGCUUUUGCCCCUCCCGAUCACUAUCAGUUCCAGAAAACGCGCUGUUGAAGAAUUCCAGUUUUUCAAGCGUGAUACAGAGAAAGAGAGAUUUUUUUUUUUAGAAGUGCAAUAAAGACUGCCAAGAUCCUCAAGAGCGUUCAGGAUCAAAUGCA